Malassezia globosa CBS 7966 is the source of this 2148-nucleotide messenger RNA. RefSeq lists its product as uncharacterized. The transcript has a single exon. Gene Ontology annotation, biological process: TORC2 signaling. Lineage: Eukaryota; Fungi; Basidiomycota; Malasseziomycetes; Malasseziales; Malasseziaceae. Bases 1 to 2148 code for a protein of 715 amino acids. The record is from RefSeq and is a predicted model, not a curated record. Gene Ontology annotation, cellular component: TORC2 complex.
AUGGAUGGAAGCCCUCUUGGAAAGAUAUCAAGUCCACGAGAUCGCCCUAUUGGAAUCUACACGUCGCCUUUACUCCCAGGUGCCUUUCAUCGGGUCCUCUUAUCUUUGCCGUCCGAAACUCCCGGCUCCGCCGACCAGGUGACUGUGAAAAUAUGUACUCUAUGCGAGUCAGCUCACCUGCAACCCACUCCAAGCCUUGCAUCUGUGGAUCUGCCAACUGUCAUCUCCCCCAUCAACAUAUCUGCUCCUUGGGACUCCAUACAGGGCUCCAUUUCUCCAUUACCGACACCCCAGCCACCUAUCACUGUCACCAGCAUCCAUGAAGUCUCUCCAACACGCGAUGCAGUAGGACCAUCGUCGGUUAGGCAUGAUUCACUCCCAUUCACAUUACCAUCCCCAUUAUUGCCAUCGAUAACUUCUCAACGGGGCCCGCCUCACUCGUUGAGUCCUCGACGCCUUCGUCCUGUCGACGGCUUCAUGGCUUCUACCACCAGUCUAAACACACGCGAGAGUACAUCAUAUGGAUCCAUCACUUCGUCUUCGCAAUCUUCCAAGAACCUGCACUCUUACGACAUGUCGACAAUGAAGCGCUCUAUUGAGAAGUGGGAUCCCAUCGUGGAUCUCCCCGUCAUGUCGUUGCCACCAGAUGUGCCUGACGUUGUCCCCUCACCAAUGAGUCUCACUGCCCGAUCUUCAGAUACCUUCCCUCUAUUAUCCCAUUCAUCUCGCUCGCUCUCGUCGUCAGUCCGAAGUAUUCCCACGCCCUCUUUACAUGUACGUGGAAGUGGCGGUGGUGGCGGCGGCCAUGGCAGCUGCAGUAGCGGCAGCGGCGGAGGCAGCGGAUUCGGUGUAACCGGGACUAGCGGAACCACUAUUGGUAGUAGCUUUCGCGACUCUCAUGCUUCGUCAACAAGUCUUGUCCCUUCACUGCGUGUGAACCUCGGUCCAACCACAGCAUCUUCCUCCGUGCUCACCAACAGUAGUAAUGCGCCAUUGUCAUCAUCAACAUCGUCGUCGUCGCUUGGUGGGAAUGUCAGCGCAUUUGCACACAGUCUGUUCAGUUACUUGCCAUCUCCAGCCGUGAUGACCAGUCACAGUUCUCAGACGACUCACACCGCUGAGAGCCCGAAUCUACCAGCUCUCUGGCAGCGUGUAUGCAUACGGACCUUGCCUGUAUUUUCUUCGGGCACGAGUGGCUUUUCUGUCGAAGCACUGGGCGAUUCAGUUGAAACAUAUGUACGGCUCGUUCAUGAGCGAGAUGCCAAGCAUGCGCGUGCUAUUUUACAUGAUCAUUUUGAGAAACUUGUGUCGACAGGCCUGCAUGGCAUGGCAGUUCAGCUUCAACAAAAUGAUGGCCUACACUUGCUUAGUGAGUUUUUGCGCACGUGGAAGCACUACUAUGGCACAGUGAUCCCAUUCCUGCAUGCCUCUUUCUUGCCGCUUGAGUCCAAGUUAUGGAGCUUGGAUUUACUUUAUGCCACAUCGUUGCACCGUUCGGACGCAUCAAACAUGCCACACAUGUCGAAUGCAUCGGACAGAUCAGUUGAUACAAGCGCACUGAAAGCAUCGAGUACGCAGAUUUUACGACGUCGCGAGUCUGACGCACUUGAUUCACCUUCGCCUGCUCUCCAAGCGUCGCCCUCUGGGCUCAUCCGAUCUUCUGUAUCUGGAUCUUCUGUACAUUCUCACUCGCUUCAAACUCAUCGGUCUUACCCACGCCCUUCGCCUGUCCCCGUUUUGUCAAGCGAUGUGCCAGAGCGGAUGAAUAUAAGACGCAUCCUUUUAAUCAUGUUUCGCGACCAUAUCGUACUCCCGAUAUGCGACUGGUUGUACAUGGCAAGCUCUCAGAUGGAGUACACAAACAAUCUGGACCAUCCGGCCAGCUCACCCAUUAUGGGCCUUCGGCCACAGCUCAUGCACCUUGUAAACAUUAUGAACAGUCUAGGUACAGACGACGCAUCACAAGACCGCAUUGAACGACUGCGCCGCGGCAUCUUGACGCAUGGGGCGUUUUCACCUCGUGUGUCAUUCCUUGACCCGGCCCAAAGACCUAGUCUGUCUGCACAACUAUCGCCAAUCUCGCCCGUUCCCAGUCACUCGAUGUGCAACAGUACAUCCACUUCUCCCUCUCUUAAUACGCAAACAUAG